Penaeus monodon (black tiger shrimp) is the source of this 1020-nucleotide messenger RNA. Its product is annotated as mucin-2-like. Bases 1 to 1020 code for a protein of 339 amino acids. Lineage: Eukaryota; Metazoa; Arthropoda; Malacostraca; Decapoda; Penaeidae. The record is from RefSeq and is a predicted model, not a curated record. The transcript has 3 exons.
AUGACCGUGAGUGUGUUCCGUCUCGUCCGCGUCGUGAUGGGGGUGUGCUUCGAGCGGACGAUGGCUGACGUGGCCGUCGAUGACGUUCGCUGGCCCGCGGGACAAUCUCCAGCUGCGGCAGCGGUCGAGGCCGCCGAUGCUGGGACCCUCGACCCCACUAAAAACGACCCCACGACCACCACCCCCCUCGACCACCACCACCCCCCCGCUAGCCCGACGACCACCCCGCCACCACCUCCUUGCCUUCCCCCCGAGACCACCCCCCCCAACAUCAACCAACAUACGACCACCAUCCCCCCUACUAUCCUAACGACCACCCCGACCCCCACCACACCCCUUCAACCUCCAACACCAUGCACCUCCAACAGCCUCAGGACCACCACACAUCCCUCCUCUUGCCACCACGACCCGACGCUCUUUCUCCACCCCACCCCUACAGCACACAACAGAACCUCUGCAGCUUUCCAACGCAACCGCUGGGCCCCUGUUACAAAAACCCCCACAACGCCCUGUCCACCGCCCCCACUGAAACUGCGUUACCCCACACGUACCCCGCCCGUCACUGCGGGGAAACCCCCACGCCACAGCCCUCCUCCCCUGCCACAGAAAAUGAUACCACUCAACAAAAGAAAAACCAUUGCCCCGCCCACCCCCGCGUCGUUCCUGAAGCACCCGCCCACGGGACGCCACUGUCCAGCGACUACAGCAGCUUCUGUGCACAGACCAAGGGGACGUCCGCACGAGAAGCUCAACCCAGGGGGUCAAGGCGACAUCGACGCCUGCUCGGCCGUUUCCCGGGCGGAAAGGGCUCCUCGCGUCCACCGCGACCUUUCCCUCGUCGCUUCUGGGGUCGCCGUUGUGGUCUCCGUCGCCGUGGGUGUGGGGGUGUACGUGUGGAGAUCCGCCGGCAGGAAAGCUGCCGGGGACUCGGGGAUCCGGUUCCUGGCGCGGGGACGAAGUGCAAUGGGGGCAACAUCUUCAGCCUGGGGGGCCUCGGGCCCCCACGGACCGGUGGCCUGA